AUGAAUAGUUGUAGAAUGAUGUAUAUUAUUACGUGGUUAAUGGUAAUUAGCAUGAGUAUAAUUAGCUUAGUACAUGCUCAAGUGCUUCCACCUUGUGCUAAUCCACUAUUACCAUGCAUUCACUACGCUAACUCCAAUACUCCACCAGACAACAUAUGCUGCAAUCCAAUUAAAGAUGUAAACUCAACCUUCGAAACAUGUUUCUGUCAAAUUGCUUUAACUCCAGGUUUACUUGAAGCUUAUGGUCUUAAAUUAGCUCAAGCUUUCAAAAUUCUACACUCAUGUGGUGUCAAAAUGGAUCCUAGUAUCUGCAAUGCGCCUUCUCCAAUUCUUCCUCUGUCGUUAGUGCAACCCUCAGCAACACCUCAAAGCGAUGAAGGAGGAGCGAGCAAGAUUUUUUUGACUAGCCUAUACUUUAUAGUGUUUAUUUGGACACUAUUGAUGCUCAAGUAG
Vicia faba (fava bean) is the source of this 453-nucleotide messenger RNA. NCBI's taxonomy places the organism in Eukaryota, Viridiplantae, Streptophyta, Magnoliopsida, Fabales, Fabaceae. The record is from the annotation of a GenBank genome assembly.